Molecule: messenger RNA, 740 nt
Organism: Caenorhabditis elegans
Lineage: Eukaryota; Metazoa; Nematoda; Chromadorea; Rhabditida; Rhabditidae
Source: the annotation of a RefSeq genome assembly
AUGAUUUUUUCGAAUUUAAUUGCAUCAUUAUGUUUAAAUCGUAUUUUACUUCAUAAAAUCGACCCAAUUUUUCGUUUUUUUUCGCUUAAUUUUCAGAAUUAUCGAGAGGAAACGGAUUUUUGGGCGAAUGAAGCCGUUUCAUAUAUGUUUUCGAUGAAAACGAUAAUGUUAAUAAGCUUUACAUGGUUUUGUCCUUUUCCGGGCCGCAGUGAGCACGAACACAUUGGAGAGUUCGAGAUCGUCCAGAGAGAGCCACACAAUGCAUGGAAGCCCGAGAAUCACACCAAUCACAACCGGAACAACAAGGCUCACCGUAAUGGGAUCACGAAGCCGAAGAAGCACAUCUUCCUCUCCAUAGAAGGAAGUCGACGCCAAGUUCAUCAAGAACCUCCGUUUCGAGAUUGAGCGACGUCGGCGAGCUGGACAUUGUUGAUGCGUAUUUGGGAUUGUUCGCAAUAAAUUGGCAAGAGGAGAAAGUUGUGAAAAUCCUCGGAGCUGGAGAACUGCCUGCAAACAACAAAAAUGCUGCUCCAAUCAAAUAUUUGAAUGAUUUGGAUAUUCUUCUCGAUGGAAGAAUCAUUUUCGCCGAAUCAUCAACAAAAUUCGAUGAUCGUGAUUCCAUUCUGGAUCUCUUCGAGCAUCGUCCAAAUGGUCGUCUUUUAAUUUAUGAUCCAAGAAAGAAAGAUUUGAGAAAAGAACAACAAACGUCAGAUCAACAAGCCCGUCGAGUCACUACGUAA